AUGAUUCUUAGAAAUCAGACCGCGUCUGUUGUGUCUCGGCAUCAAGAUAAUAAUCGCCCUGGAAGGGGACCCGACCAAGGAACAUAUUCCACAAAAGAACUUGUUUCUGCUGCCCCGCAGGUGCCUGCUUCUGUGUCCAGAUGUCUUUCCCAGAGCGUGGAGUUGCGUGCAUUAUCUGCCUUGUUCACUUCAAGUACGCUACUGCCAAAAUAUGAUGCUCGAUUGAGUCACGGCCAUCUAGACUUUCUACAGUCUCUGUAUCAGAAAGUCGCCGCCGAUUCUCCACUUGCGCUGGCUACCUCCUGGCUGGCUGUCUUGGUCAUGGGCUUCCACAACAAGGGCAGACCAUACUAUAUGGAGGAGAGCCAAUUGAUGUCCAGUGCCAUCCAGCACACUCUGAACGCUACCAAGGAUCCAGUACAAAGUGUUCAAACCGAAACACUGGCUGCUGUGGUUCUUCUUGGGUAUGGUGAGUACCUGCAAGAUAAGAAAGGCAGAGCAAGGGAGGCGAUGUUUAUGAUUCACCAGAACGGUGCCGAAGCUUUGAUCAGAAAGAGAGGGGCAAUGAAUUUCCAAGACAGUACAUCAAUUGCCCUUUUCGACGCUGUUCGACAUAAUGCAGUUAGUCUUACAAUUUCCGGCAUCGGGCCACCUAGAAGAAAUUGGGAUUUGUGGGCUCUGGAUGAUGAAGUCCGCCAAUUGUGCGAUUCUUAUACUCCCGCCACAGAACUUGAUGCGUGUGCGGUUAUGAUGCUAUCUCUAAAAUACAGCUUAGAAAGAGAGGACUGCAGCACGUAUCUGCAUUUGCAAACAGAAUUGUUACAACUUCUCGAACGUUUAAAAAGCUGGCCGUACCAUGUCCCAAGCGAAUGGUUCCUUCCAGGGACAACAACUAGCCAAACGCCAAUACACCAUUCAAGAGAAGUGUGCUAUAUUUUAAACCAGUGGUAUCUCCUUCUGCUUUCCGUGAGCCAUCUACUGAAAGAAUUUGACCUGAGACACAAAGCCGCCCAAAUCUGGGCGUCCGACUUCUCCAGCGAACUCAAUUAUAUUGAUAACAUAAUGGCAUCCAAAUAUGUACUUUUAGGCACCACCACUACUAGAUCGGGCAACAGAGGCACCAAUGUGCAAAUCUCCCCCAGCAUCGCUGCUCCAUUGUCGGAAGACUUUGUUUUUGCCGUCGAUGAUCGAGAAAUCCAGGAUACAAGAUUAUUUCAGCAGACUAUCGAGAAGUUGUAUGUCAUUAUUUCUCAUGCCUUGGAGAAUAUGAUGUUGCCCCCUACGGUGACUAUGUGUUACCAGGAAGUAUUAUCCUGGGCAAGAAAGGAACGGCAUGAACUCAUUUCACCGUAG
Molecule: messenger RNA, 1353 nt
Organism: Talaromyces atroroseus
Lineage: Eukaryota; Fungi; Ascomycota; Eurotiomycetes; Eurotiales; Trichocomaceae
Exons: 1
Coding region: 1-1353 (450 amino acids)
Source: RefSeq, a predicted model, not a curated record